UCACAUCUCCUUGUUCUCAAAAAAGUUUAUAUAAGGCUCCUCCCCCUCUGCCAAAACCUUGUGAACAAUCAAGUGUUGUACCUAGAAACCAAAUAUCUCUCUUUUCCUCACCCAGCAACCAAGGUCCUCUCGGGGAAAAACAAAGUCUUAUUCAAAACCUUGUACCCAUGGUAGCAUCUCUGCAGUCCCUUCUUUUAGCUAUCCACUCCAAUGGCAUGACCACGCGGUCGGUUGGCGCAAACCGAUUGCGAACGGGAUCGCUCGUAAUGAAAGCCAUGCAACGCCAUGCACUGAGAAGAAGGAAGCAAACGGCAAGGACCGAGAGGAUUGGUGGUGGCACAGUGGCAUGGACGAGAAGGCAGAUGAUGUGGAAGAAGAAACGGGUCCUUCUAGAAGGUUCUAGAAAGCCCAUGAGUGGCAUCGAGAGGAGGAUCAGGACGCUCCAGCGUCUCCUGCCACAUGGUACUGAGCCCAUGGGGCUUGAAGGGCUCCUUCAUGAGGCAGCAGACUACAUCAUCUGCCUACAAACGCAAGUGAGGGUGAUGCAGAUCAUGGUUAGUGUGCUGACGUCGCCAAAGGAUUCUGGUGUCUGAUCCUCUUUUUGAAAUUAGAGAGGCCUAGACAAGAAUUGUUGCUCUGUUUAUGUCUUUAUAUAUAUUUUUCUCAUUGCCGUACGUGAUCACAAUAUUGUUAGGAUAGGAUUCUAGGUGUGUAAUAUUGCUUUCAUUCAUGUCUAGCUGGAAAUGCUUUAUUAGUAUCUUGUUAAUAUAUAUGUAGACAGCCCGUGUAUUUCAUAUUACAUGAAUUGCAAUGUCAACUUGUUCUCUCUCCUCUCU
Elaeis guineensis (African oil palm) is the source of this 836-nucleotide messenger RNA. RefSeq lists its product as uncharacterized. The record is from RefSeq and is a predicted model, not a curated record. NCBI's taxonomy places the organism in Eukaryota, Viridiplantae, Streptophyta, Magnoliopsida, Arecales, Arecaceae. Gene Ontology annotation, molecular function: protein dimerization activity. Gene Ontology annotation, biological process: regulation of DNA-templated transcription.